UUCGGCAAACACGAAACAUGCGGCACGAGGUAGAGAGUCGCGCAAUGGAUGCCGGGAGAUUUAGACUUCCUGUCCAAGAACAGGGUAGCCAAACCAGGAAGAAAGAUGGCGACGUCGCGACCCUCAGGUGCCAUCAACCGAGCUUUCCAGCGGCUUCAGGGCGCCAUAGCGGAGGCAGUGGCCCCACCAAAGCUGGUAGUAGACAAGAAGACGAUAGAGAAGUCUUGGAAGCUUAUGGACAAGGUGGUAAAGCUGUGCCAACACCCGCGCAUGAGCCUCAAGAACUCCCCUCCGUUCAUCUUGGACAUUCUGCCGGACACUUACCAGCACCUUCGGAUCAUUCACGCCAAGUACGAUGAUCGUAUGCAACAGCUUAAUGACUGUGAGUAUUUCAGGGUCUACAUUGAGAAUCUUAUCCGCAAGUGCAAGCAGGCCAUCAGGCUGUUCAAGGACGGGAAAGAGAAAAUGUUCGAGGAGACGUCCCAGUACCGCCGGAACCUCACCAAACUCUCCCUAAUUUUUUCCCACAUGCUUGCUGAGCUCAAGGCGAUCUUUCCCAACGGAACUUUCUCCGGAGACGUCUUCAGGAUCACCAAAAGUGAGGCAUCAGAUUUCUGGAAGAAGUCCUUCGGGGCCAGAACGGUUGUCGCGUGGAAGUUUUUCCGACAGACUUUGCACGAUGUCCACCCCAUCAGUUCAGGGCUGGAGGCCAUGGCUCUCAAGUCAACCAUAGACCUUACUUGCAAUGACUACAUCUCCAAUUUCGAAUUUGACGUCUUCACGCGGCUGUUCCAACCAUGGAACACGUUGCUGAAGAACUGGAACUUGCUGGCUGUGACACAUUCUGGCUACGUGGCAUUCCUGACGUACGAUGAAGUCAAGGCCAGACUGCAGAAGUAUAUCAACAAACCAGGAAGCUACAUCUUCCGCCUGAGUUGUACCAGAUUAGGGCAAUGGGCAAUAGGCUACGUGACUCAGGAGGGGACCAUUCUGCAGACAAUACCACAGAACAAGUCCCUGUGUCAGGCCCUCAUCGAUGGACAGAGGGAAGGAUUCUACCUGUUCCCUGAUGGGAGGAACAUCAAUCCUGACCUGUCCAGCCUGUGUACCAACUCGCCUGACGAGCACAUCAAGGUGUCCCAGGAGCAGUAUGAGCUGUACUGUGAGAUGGGCUCCACCUUCCAACUCUGUAAGAUCUGUGCUGAGAACGACAAGGACAUCAAGAUCGAGCCCUGCGGUCACCUCAUGUGCACACCGUGUUUGACAUCAUGGCAGAGGGACUCUGAUGGCCAGGGCUGCCCCUUCUGUCGAGCAGAGAUCAAGGGUACAGAGCCUGUAGUGGUGGAUCCCUUCGACCCCAAGUGGGACACCAUGAGGAACAAGAUGGACAUGCAUGCAGAGGGGGAGGAGGAGGAUGGCAACUUUGAGGAUCCAAAUCAGUGGGUGAACCAGAGCAUCAGUGAACUCCAGCCCUCCAGACCAGCCCACUCACCCUUUAACUCUCCCCGAGCCUCCCCCAACCUGCCCAGGAGAGAGCCUCCCAAACCCCCUGUCCCUCAUGCCACGUCAUCCCUUCCCCCCAUCCCCGCCCGCAGGCUGUCCCCGGCAGGGUCUCCUCUCCCCUCCCCCAGCAUGUCACCUAGCGAUUCCCCCAUGCCCUCCCCCAGAAACUCCCCACGGUCCUCCCCAGUCCCCAAGGAGCGGAGCCUCCCUCCUCCAGUGCCUUUGCCUGCCCCUCGGCCCCUUCCAGCACCGCCUAUCCCCUCCCCCACCCUCCCUGACAGAGACUUGCCCGCCGUUCCCACCAUAAAUGCCCCACAAGUGCCACCCAGGAGAUUUACUGACAAGACAACCAGUGUGAAGAAAACAUACAAUAGGUCCGUUAGUGACGAUGGUGCCUCCAGUUCAGGGUCAAGUGCAAGUGAUGAAAAUGCAAUCUACAAAGUGCCCACUCCUAUAUCCAAGCCCACAUCCAUGGGGCCCCCUGUACCCAGUAGAGGGUCUUCUGCCCAGCCCAGUCCCCACUCGCCAAUAUCCCAUCCUAGUGGCCCACCAAGGAGUAACUUUGAAACCCCAAGUGAAAAUGAAGACAGAAUGAACAGUGAAAACCAUGACCCUGCCAGUGAUUAUGAUGUCCCCGUGAGGCGCUUGAGGAAAACCCCCAGUGACUAUGACCUGCCCCCCCUCCCUGUCAGCAGUCUGGACCCCGCCCUGCAGCCCCGCCAACAGAAGCACCCUGCCAGCUGGUCUUCAGCAGAUAAUGUCCAAGGUACUAGAGACCCCUCUCCUAGCUCCAGGAAAAGCACCGCUACAGAAAAUGGAAACAACAUGGAUGCAGAGAUUGCCACCUUGAUGAGCCAGGGCUACUCGUACGAUUCCAUCAUCAAGGCACUAGGCAUCGCCAACAACAACCUUACCAUGGCCAAGCAGAUCCUCAAGGAAUUUGUGCACCACUCUGUGUCAUGAGGGUGGGGAAGUUUGACAUGUUGGUAGCUUUUUUUCCCAUCAAAUGUAUCAAAAGAAAAUUUGCACCACCUUGUGUCUUGGGAUAAGCAAUGUGCUUGUGCUAUUGACAGUCUGUUCUCUAAUCAACUGCCCAAGAAUCCAAUGUAUAAUAGAGAGUGUGUAAGAACUUUAUUGCACUUAAGGCUUAUUAUUAAAUAAAUGUAGAGGUAGACAUUUAUCUAGACACAGGCUUACAGACUAGGAUGGGUUGACUGGUUGGGACCUGUUUAAUUCUAAUCUUCUUGUAUUUGAGAUCAUGGUUAUGCAUCUUUUGGCACAUGCCUUUUAGCAAGAAAUAUGUCCUUGCAGGGGAAAUACUGCAAAGGUGGUUAUUUAUCUUACAGUAACUGACAAAAUGAUGCAGCCCAGAGACUCUAGAUUUUACAUGAUGUUAUAGUUGUAGUGAAUAUUCCUUCUGGAACAUUGAGGAUUUCUUAUUCCAGUAGAAAAUUGAUUUUACUGAAGUUGCUACAUGCCAUAAACAAAAUUAAGUCUACUAGGAUCACCUGGCUGGGGUUGUGUCUUGGGUAAUCAAGCAUGAGAAGGCAUUAGAAGAUGGAAUCAUCAGCAAUCUCCUAGCAGUGAGUAAAAACCCUUGUCAGUUUCACUUUUAGUCAAGUAGCAUGUGUACAAGAUUUUAGGUUACAGUCCCACAUAUUAAGUAAGUAGAUGCUUUCUGUCCUGGCCCCAUUUUAUGAUACAUGUAUGUGAACUAGUACAGGUUCAAUGCUGGUUGCUCAAUUCGUUUCUAGGUAAUAUUACUAUUUGUACAAGAGAUCAAAGAAAAAACAUGGAAGAAGUUUGUAAAAAGGGAUGUGAAAACAUAGUGUUUCCAAACACUUCAGCUGACCCAUGGAAAGGACUAAAGCUUCUGUGUGACUGCAGUGAUAGCACUAUAUGUAACAAUUGUCUACCCAUUUUGUCAGCAGCAUGGAUAACAAACACUUCAUCACACAUUUGAAUAUGAUAUAUGCAUUAUAUACAUGUGGGAUCAUGCUAUGCAGCAAAUAUCCUUAAGUCGUGGUAAUUAACAUUGAUGGAAAGGAUUUCCACUGAUCACAAUAUAGCCCCCUGCUUCAGUUCCUCACUAUCCCAGUCAUCUGGAGUGAUGUAAAUACUCAAGCAAGCAGAUUGGUACCAAUAAAGCAUGCAUAAUGUGAGACUCUAUAACCACUUUUAUAAUCAAGCUUGCAAAAUUGAAAAAAAUAUAACAUACUGAUAUAUCACCAAGGUAGGGUUUCUUUUGUUAAGAUGUUUAUAUGCAAGUAAGACAUUCCUUUGUUUUCUGACAAUACAUGUACUAUAUGACUUGUUAAAGAAAUUAGUUUGACUACCACUAUACUACCAUAAUAUGUGUACAAAAAUCCCUUAUAAUACUUUGUGGAAGAAUUGAUAACUGUAAUUCUAUUACCAGUUAUAAACUAUUGUGUCAAGUUGACACGGCCUGCUGGGCUUGUUGCAAAGACUGCUUGCAAAAUAUGAUGAUGCUAUAUUACAUUUUGCUGAAACAUUUCCACUAGAAAAGUUGUGUAUAAGUAAUGUUCUGUCAACAGUAUCUCAAGCUGAAAUGCCAUUGCGUUUGCUGUCUUUGUUGACUACAGGAAGCAGUUUCUUGUAGUGUAAGAGUGUAUAGGAAACCCAUUAAGAUAUAGACAUAUACUGUAAAUUCAUUCAUUUUCACCAGGACUUUAUUUUGCAGAUUUUAAAGAGAAAAGAAUGUUUUCGCUUUAAAUUCAUGGUUGAAACAAUUCGAAGGUACAGUAGCGAAACAGUGGAAAAGCAUAUUUGUAGUGUCAUGGUUUUGAUAUUGCUGCAAAAACUGCCAAAAAAAAAACACCGCAUACAUUUUAAGAUUUGCAUUAAUUAAUUUACCAUUAUGGAGGAUGAAAGUUACAGCGGCUUUUUGAACUUCGUGGAACAUGUGCAAACAAUCUAGUAACAAAUAAAGGUAGGGGCAUGACAGCAUUCAAGGAUAUUAUAGCUUUGUUUGCUUGUGUAAGUUAGAUCGUCCAGCCCUACACUUAUGGUUUUAUAUUUCUGCUUGCUGUCUUGUCCCUACUUUAUUUUGACUAGAGUAGACCCCAUAAAAGACUAGUAGGAAGUAUAAGAAUGCUGUGCUUUGUGUAAUACUGAUUUCUUAAGUAUCAAAGACAUGGUCAUCUGAUAAGGUCAUGUUACUUGUUGAGCACCACAAGAAACCUUACCAUCAGUAGACCGUUAUAUUUUUGAAAAAUCAAGUGGAUUUGGCAUACCAGCUUCUCUAUUGAUGUGAAUGGAAUUUUCCUGAAAAUUCCUAUCCAAUGACUAAUUGGGGUUUUGUGUGCAUCUGCUGGUAACUCCAAAGUGAUGAUCUUUAUCAUGCCAAUACAAUAGAUGUCAGCAGAUCUGUAAAGCUCAGUAACUGACUGUUCUAAUGAUAAAAUGGUGACCAAGUCUACCAAAGGAGAAAAGGCCAGGCUAGUUUCAUCAAUUUUUUUCUCAACAUUCGAUCUCUGGCUUUCCAAAAUUCAAAACUUCUGGAAGAUUAUUUUGCAGAGAAGGCCCUUACGUCCAUCUUGAAUAAGGAUGGUCUGACAUCAGAUGAUGACAGGAAUGUUUGACUGUGUUAACUAGUAGUUUAUUUUCUUAAGAUUUCUUAGUUCUUGUUGUUUCUGAAAUAUAUGAGAAGCAGUUGAUGACAUUGGCCUGGCCUGACGUCCAGAUGCUGCAGCCUGAGAACUGCCAUAGCUUGUGUGCAUGCUGUUCUAUACAGAUCUCACCGAGCCUGAAGAGGAUUAUUUUUGUAUGAGGACGGAUGAAUCAUGUGUCUCGUGAUAACACUCUGAAUGCUGUACCUUUGCAUUGUAAAUGUUCUAUGUCUAAGAUGUAUGUCCUUGCUUGUUUCCUCAUGUUGUGUGAAAAAGGACCACUGACUGUUUGCUAAUGCAAACAAAUUGCUAGUGAGGUUUUAUGAAAGAGCACUUCCUAAAGCUCUUUGGGUUAGCAUGUAUUUAGAAGCUGAGUAUACCCAUAAGCUCAUUAUAUCUAUGAAUUAGAACUGAUCUAUGACAAGGUGCUAAAAUGAUCAUGACUGAAAAUAGUAUUUGGGGAAAGAAAGUUGAUUGCUCAAAACAUGAAGACUUUUCUACAUGUAUUUGUAAGUACGUAAUUCUAUCACUUUUCAAUAACAAAUAUUGUAAGUUGGCCCUUUGUGCUGCAAUUGUCUGUCCUAACUUCAUCUGUUUUCUUGCUUUUUGUAACUAUGAAUUUGCUUCUAGCGUACAGAUAUAGACCUAGCCCAGUAGGGACAACUUAUGUUUUAUGUAGCAUAGCAGGCCUAACUAUGUAGCCAGUCUGCAGCACAUUAUGGAUGUAUGAAUGAUGGUGCAGAACCAUCCUAUUAGUUCCAAUAGACUACCCCGAUUAAAUGUAAGAAGACAUUAUGUUGUACUGUAUAGACCAUUCUGUUCACAUGUGCAAACUUUUGCCCAUAUAGGAUGCUUCAUGCAAGUCUGCCACAAGGCAAGAGAAUUAUCAAAUAAAUUUAUUCUAAUAAGG
This is a messenger RNA of Branchiostoma floridae (Florida lancelet), 6042 nucleotides long. RefSeq names its product E3 ubiquitin-protein ligase CBL-B-B-like. Lineage: Eukaryota; Metazoa; Chordata; Leptocardii; Amphioxiformes; Branchiostomatidae. The record is from RefSeq and is a predicted model, not a curated record. Bases 49 to 2466 code for a protein of 805 amino acids. Gene Ontology annotation, biological process: cell surface receptor signaling pathway; negative regulation of epidermal growth factor-activated receptor activity. Gene Ontology annotation, molecular function: receptor tyrosine kinase binding; ubiquitin protein ligase activity; SH3 domain binding. Gene Ontology annotation, cellular component: membrane raft; plasma membrane. The transcript has 10 exons.